Messenger RNA from Zerene cesonia (dogface butterfly), 2475 nucleotides. Its product is annotated as E3 ubiquitin-protein ligase Mdm2-like. NCBI's taxonomy places the organism in Eukaryota, Metazoa, Arthropoda, Insecta, Lepidoptera, Pieridae. The transcript has 5 exons. The record is from RefSeq and is a predicted model, not a curated record. Bases 1114 to 2136 code for a protein of 340 amino acids.
AAUCAGUUGACAGUUGGGCGAAGUGAACACUGAACUAAGGCUUUUUGUCUUUGGUUCGAUUUUAUGGCUUUCUUUUCCUUCAUCGUAUCAAAAACGAGUUCAAACGAGUCUUUUCUUCAUACGUUGUUGUAGUUUACUUUCCUGGAGUUAAAUUACUCCUUAUAAUUCGAGUUUUCAUAUUAUGAAUAUAACAGCGUCCUACUCUUCAGAACCUUCAUGGAGCAGGCGUUGUUCAACAGAGACCAUUUUCAGUAUUCAAGGAAAAGAAACUGAUUGACAUGGUGCGCGGGAUGCAGCCAGGAUGGAAUCUGAAGAUCGAUUUAGUUAUUAAGGAUAUCAUUUAGCUUGAUGCUUUGUUGAUAUAUUGAAUUUUGUUCAAGUUACAUUUGUAAAAUCUAUUUAUGUUUAGGCGUUUUAUAUCUGGAUUGACAUGUUUCAGUAAAUCAACAAAAUCAUAAUAUAAAGCUUCGCUCUGCAUCACAUAUCAUCGUGCUGUUGAAAUAUUUAUUGCGAUUUAGAUAAUUUUAAAGUAAUUGUUGAUAUAUCUUAAACAGGUAAUUGUUAGAUAUGGUUGUGCAUAAAUCUAUUUAUUCGUAAUAUGAAAAUAAAUAGAUGAUUUUUUAUGAUGUAUUGUUUUGUGUGUUAUCAAAAAAUGUGUUUGAUAUCUGAUUUGCGCAUGACCAUCGUAUGCGGUUUUUUGUUGUUGUUUUUAUUAAUGACAUUUGUUAUUUAAUUACUUAGUUUUAGUUUGGUAAGUAGCGUGCUCUAAUGUUUGUAAUUUUAACUUGUAUUUGUUUGGUUUGUGCAUGAAAUGUAAUACAUUUGGCGUUUAAAAAAAUAACAGAAAAAAAAGAGACGAGUAAAGAGAAAAAAAAUAAGGGACAUGAAGCAAACGUAAAAAAAAAGUUAAAACUUCUACCAAAAUCGAGUAAAAAAAGAUUAAGAUAUCUGAGGUUGAAAAAAAGAACAAUAUUAAGAGUAAAAAAAAGUAUCUAUAUCGUUAUAUAAAAAGGGGACAUUCGAGCAGCAAAAGCGGCAGCCGCCAGCCCGGAGACAUAGACAAUUCGCCGUGGCACCGUGGCACCAUAGACAACCGGUGUUGCCCAUAAGCAAAUGUUCAGUGUGUUGAUAUUUGUAGAUUUUGUGCGCGACACCAGCGACACUGAGCUCGGCAGCGAUGCGGAGCGCGAGUUUGAGCCCGUGACCGAGUCGGAGGACGACGGGCCCGUUGGCGGGGACACGUCUGGACACAGCGACAACGAAAUAAUAACGACGAAAGUGAUCGAAGUGUCCGUCGGCGACGAUGGCGAGUUACAGUUCGCCGACUCGGAGCAGACGGACUCUGACGGGAGCGACAGCGAGAUGGAUCUGUACGACUACUGGUUGUGCGCACAGUGCCGCGCCGAGAACAACAACCCGCUGUACAGAUACUGCGAGAAGUGUUUCAAGGUACGUAAAAACUUCUUCCCGCCGAGACCGAAGCGAAAACCGCGACGUAACAAACGACUAGACACAGACUUGCAAACGUUCUCCCAGGAAUCCGGGUUAUCCGCGAAAACCGUUCCGGAUUCUGAUAUUAUACCAGAUAAGGAACACUUACCUGACCCACAGUCGAUAACGGAUUCCUAUCCGAUACUGGACACCGACGUGGCGGAUCCGGAACGGUUCACGCGAACGCUAUCCCAAGACUCCGGCGUGGAGUCGGCUUUUAACAGCCAAGAAUCGUGCCAAGAACGGGUCAAGAGUGAUAUUCCAAAUGUGAUAUUAGGUAGGCGGAAACGGCGCGCGGAUUCCGUCGACUGUAACAACAAGCGGAUCCGUACCGACUAUACGGAUUCCGAAUCCGACGCGUCGGAUGCCGAUGUCCAACCCAUAAUCAAAAUGGUCAGCGAUCCCGCGCUGACUAUAGACAAUAAUGUAUUAUCGGAUGAUGUUUUACUGAAAGAGAAAUUGGAGGUUAAAGACGACAUGUGUAUAGUCUGUUUCACAGAGCCCAAGUCCGGCGUAUUUGUUCACGGGCGAAUAGCGCACAUAUGUUGUUGUUAUAAAUGCGCUGUUAAAGUUUGGGCCAAAGCGAAGCGGUGCCCCGUGUGCAACUGUAAAGUUAGCAAUGUGCUGAAGGCGGUCGUUAUGUAGUGUUUUCUGUUUCGAUAAUAGCACCAUCUGUUGAUUGAAUUAAUGCUCCCUCUAUUUUCGCUUUAGUCAAGAAAUAACUACAGAAUAUAAACAAUGUUAUCGCAAGGCAUGCAUAGAGAGCUUUAAUUGUUAAAAUAUGUUAAUGUUUAUUAUGAUUGUCACAUACAUACAAGUCAAAUAAUUUCAUAACGUUAUUAGCAAUUAUUUUAUUUGACUUAAAUAAUUUAGUUUUGAUCCCGUGAUCAUGGGUGGCCGAAUGGUCAGGUGUCGCCACGGAUCGGCGAAAGACGCGGGUUCGAAUCCCGCCUCAUGACUCUUUUUUUUAGUUUUUAUAAAUGU